Erpetoichthys calabaricus (reedfish) is the source of this 1325-nucleotide messenger RNA. RefSeq lists its product as uncharacterized. The transcript has a single exon. Gene Ontology annotation, biological process: DNA integration. Bases 1 to 888 code for a protein of 295 amino acids. Lineage: Eukaryota; Metazoa; Chordata; Cladistia; Polypteriformes; Polypteridae. The record is from RefSeq and is a predicted model, not a curated record. Gene Ontology annotation, molecular function: nucleic acid binding.
AUGCAGUGCUGGGCUUUGUUUUUAGGUGGACACAGGUACAAGAUCGAGUACAAACGUACAGCCUGCCAUACAAAUGCAGAUGGGUUGCCACGACUGCCACUGGAGGCUGAAAAAGAUGAGUUUGGAGAUGAGGAAACAAUAGAUAUGAUCUCCAUCAGCCAGAUUGAAAGUCUGCCCAUCACGGCAGACAUGGUAAAAACGGAAACAAAACAUGACAAGAUCCUGUCUCAGGUGUAUGCUGCCACACUGAAUGAUUGGACAGCCCAGCACAAAUCCUUGCUGGCUGCAUAUUACUCGAGACGUGAUGAAAUUGCCUUAAAUGCUGGAUGUGUGAUGUGGGGGUUAAGAACCAUUGUAUCCACUAAACUAAGACACAGAGUAUUAGAAGAGCUUCACAAGGGCCAUCUAGGUGUGGUAAAAAUGAAGGCACUUGCCAGAAGUUUUGUGUGGUGGCCAGGCAUUGAUGAAGACAUCGAGAAAUUAGCGCAGCAAUGUAGUGGCAGCCAGAUGGUUCAGAAUGAGCCAGAACGUGCACCACUUCACCCAUGGGAAUGGCCUACAUUACCUUGGCACCGGCUGGAUAUCGACUUUGCAGGAACAUUCAUGGGGACAACCUUCCUGGUGGUAGUUGACGCAUGCUCUAAAUGGCCAGAGGUUUUCACUAUGAGCUCCACCACUUCUCACACCAUUGAAGUACUGAGUGAUUUAUUUGCUAGAACUGGAGUUCCACAACAACUAGUGAGUGACAAUGGACCCCAGUUCACAGCAACAGAUUUCCAGGUAUUCCUUCGCAGAAGUGGCAUAUGGCACAUCACACCUGCCCCAUGGCAUCCAGCCACAAAUGGCCUGGCAGAGAGGUUUGUGCAAAGUUUGAAACGAGCCCUUUGAGCUAUGACAAAUGAGAAGCUGACCCUUCAGCAAAAAUUGGCCAACUUCUUAUUUGCAUAUCGGAAUUCCAUCCAUGCUGCAACUAACCAGACUCCAGCUAUGUUGUUUUUGGGGCGUCCUCUUCACUCUAGAUUAGACCUGCUGCAACCAGAUCUUAAGCAGACUGUGCCAGACAGACAAAUCAAACAAGGCCAUAAAGCAACUGACAAGGUUACAUGUAGCUUUGCCAUUGGACAAUCAGUUCUUGCCAGGAGCUACAGAGGAGACCAGAAAUGGGUUCCUGCACUAGUCAAAGAGCAAACUGGUCCCUUGUCCUAUUAGGUAGAGGUUACUCAAGGUGUCAUAUGGCGACGUCAUGUCGACCAGUUGAGAAAAUCAGGGUUGGUUAGAGCUGAAGAGAUACCCACACUGCCUGUUGACUCCCCUGCUGUUGCUUC